UGUGUCAGGAGCUGUCGUCGUGGUGGUUCGCAGUCCAGCAGAGACCUGCAUCUAUCAGAGUCAAGCAGAGACCUGCAUCUAUCAGAGUCAAGCAGAGACCUGCAUCUAUCAGAGUCAAGCAGAGACCUGCAUCUAUCAGAGUCCAGCAGAGACCUGCAUCUAUCAGAGUCCAGCAGAGACCUGCAGGUGUCUCCAACAUGCGUCAGUACAACAUGAUCCUCAUCUUCACCCUUCUUCUUCCAGUGACUCAGCUCCAGGACCCCCAGGAACUCCAGGACCAGUGUCCUGUCAGCUCCUGUAGCCCCCAGCUGGGUGACCUGAUGCUGGGUCGAGCUGCUCAGCUCUCAGCCUCGUCGACCUGUGGUCUGGACGGACCUCACAACUACUGCAUCAUUGGAUACCUGGAGGAGGAGAAGAAAUGUUUCACAUGUGACUCUCGACUGUCGUACAAUCACUACAACAACCAGAACAGCCACCGCAUUGAGAACAUCAUCACGACCUUUGACCCUGAAAGAAAAACAAAAUGGUGGCAGUCUGAGAACGGUGUUCAUCAGGUCAGUAUCCAGUUAGAUCUGGAGACGGUGUUCCAGUUCAGUCACCUGGUUCUGUCCUUCAAGAGUUUCCGUCCAGCAGCCAUGUUGGUGGAGCGAUCAAAAGAUUUUGGCCGAACAUGGAAAGUUUUUCGUUACUUUGCAGAAGAUUGUUCGCUUCAUUUCCCUUCAGCGUCCAAUGAGCCGGCCGACAGCGUGGAUGACAUCAUCUGUGACAGUAGAUACUCUGGAUCAGAGCCGUCUACUGACGGAGAGGUCGCACGCACGCACACACACACACUUAAACAUACAUGUAUAUCUAGUAUAUGUAUGUACAGAUGUUUCGGUAUGUGUGUACAUAUACACACACACACACACACACCUACACACUGUUUAUGUGAAUAUACCAUAUAUUGUAGAAACUUAAGUGAAGACACUGAAGUAAAUGAAAAUGUUUUCUUCUUUGUCCACCAGGUGGUGCUGAAAGCAUUGGAUCCCGUGUUUGAAAUACAAAACCCAUAUGCACCAAAUAUCCAAGAUCUCAUCACUUUGACUAAUAUCCGGGUGAACUUCACUCGUCUCUUCACACUUGGCGACACUCUGAGUCGAAGACGCAGGAAUCCUCAGAACAAAUAUUACUACGCUCUUUACAACAUGGUGGUUCGAGGAAGCUGCUUCUGCAACGGACACGCCUCCCGCUGUACGCCUGUGGCGCGACGACAGGGGGAAGUCUUCACCGGGACUAACAUGGUUCACGGUCGAUGUGUUUGUCAGCACAACACAGCUGGAGACAACUGUGAGAGAUGUCAGGACUUUCACCACGACGCCCCCUGGAGGCCUGGAGGAGGAGACGCAGUGGUCGUCUGCAGGAGAUGUAACUGUCACGGUCACUCGGACUCGUGUCACUUUGAUGCUGUUCGUUUCCAAGCGACGGGCGGCGUGAGCGGUGGCGUGUGUGACAGCUGCCGCCAUGACAGAAUGGGGCCUCAGUGUGAACUGUGUCGACCUUUUCUAUAUCGGGAUCCUCAGAAGGUGACGGAUGACCCUCACGCCUGCAGACCUUGUGACUGUGACGCAGCUGGUUCUCACGGCGGCGGUCUUUGUGAUGCCCAGACCGGUCAAUGUCACUGUAAAGAAAAUGUGGAGGGUCGACGCUGCGACCGCUGCAAACGUGGCUUCUUUGGCCUGAGAGUGGACGACCCGGCUGGUUGUCAUGUGUGCAGGUGUCACGUUAUGGGAAGUGUUGGGUCAUGUGAUCAGCUGACAGGAAGUUGUGAAUGUGACAAUUUGGCAAGCGGGCCGCUGUGUGAUCGAUGUCUGGUCGGUUUCUGGGGUUUGGGAAACUCGAUGAUCAGAUGUUCUCCCUGCGACUGUGAUAUCGGAGGAGCUCACAGUAAUAUGUGUUCUCCGGACGACGGACACUGUCACUGUUUACCAAACAUGAUUGGUCAGCGCUGCUCUGACCCCGCCCCCGGGUACUUCCUGCCUUCGCUGGACUACUUCCUGUAUGAGGCAGAACUCGCCGCACCACUGCAUGGAGAAAGAUCUCCUUCUCCGACAAAUACUCCGUCAUCAUCUUCUUCUCUGCUGAAUGCAGUACUUUUACCACAGUGUGAGCAGUACUACAGGGAGCAGGGUUUUGACUUUAAAUUCAAUAAUGGACAAGUUGUUCUGGUUCGGAGGACUCGUCGACUUGCCCGUAGGAGGAGACGGGAACAGCUGACUGGCAUCCCUCUGGACCCGGGUCACGCCCUUCAGAUCAUCCCCCGCCAGAGGACACAUGAUCGGCCGAUCACCUGGACAGGCCUGGGAUUGGUCAGAGUGUUGGAGGGGGCGGGGCUUCGGUUCACUGUGGAUAACCUGCCGUCAUCAUCGGAUUACCAGCUGGUCAUUCGUUACGAGACAGAGUCUCCGUCUGAUUGGCUGGCUUCAGUCAGCAUCAUAAUGAUGUCACCGGGUGAUGGUGGCUGCAGCAGCAAUCCAACAGGAAGUGAAACUUUGACUCUUCCUGGAAACUCCAGAGCUCGUGUUCUGGACUCGGCCGUGUGUCUGAAUACAGGAGGUCGUUACUUUGUGGACGUCAUCUUUAAUAAACAAUCUGAAUCUGAUGGAUCAUUCGUCCUGAUUGACUCGAUGGGUCUGAUCCCCCGAGUCGAGUCUAUUCACAGCUUCUGCUCUCAGACGGACCUGGAAUCUUUCCAGCGGUUUGGCUGCGUUGGUUUGGCUGCUGAGCUCGACACACAGGAUUCACUCCCUCAACUCUGUGAGGGACUGAUCAAGAGCACGUCGGCACGAAUCCACAACGGAGCCGUUCUUUGCAGGUGUAACGUCGUCGGCUCCCUCGGACCGUCCUGCACCAAACUGGGCGGGUUCUGUGAAUGUAAACAGAAUGUGAUUGGUCGUUGCUGUGAUACUUGUGCACCAAUGACAUUUGGCUUUGGACCCGACGGCUGCAAACCCUGCGGUUGUGACCCUGGAGGCUCGGUGUCGGAGCUGUGUGACCAGGUCAGAGGUCAGUGUGUGUGUCGCUCCGAGGUGACGGGGCGUCGCUGUGACCGUUGUCAGGCGGGACUGUGGGGUUUCCCGUGGUGUCGACCCUGUGACUGUGGCGGCCUGUCAGACGUGUGCGACCAGGAGAGUGGAGUGUGUCUGGACUGCAGAGAUCACGCCGCCGGACGUCGCUGUGACAGGUGUUUGGAGGGUUACUAUGGAAACCCUGUCUCCAGGCAGCCCUGUCAGCCCUGCAUGUGUCCAGACGUGAAGGGCAGAGGACGGUUCUUUGCCACUUCCUGCCAACACGACCCACAAUCCCUCAGUGUAACGUGUCACUGCAGGGACGGACACUCAGGUCCACGAUGUGACAGAUGCAGCCCUGGUUUCUAUGGUGACCUGACGUUGCCGGGUGCCAGUUGUGCCGAGUGUCCCUGCAACAACAACAUCGACCCAGACGACCGCGACGCCUGCGACAGUCUGACGGGCGAAUGUCUGCGCUGCCGCCACGACACAAUAGGACCAGGCUGCCAGAGCUGCAGACCUGGUUACUACGGCAACGCUUUGGUCCAAAACUGCAAAGAAUGCUCCUGUGACCGGCGUGGGACGGAGGUGACCCGUUGUCCUCUGGGGAGUUCCUGUUUCUGUGAUGCGAGGACAGGACAGUGUCCAUGCAGGACGGGCGUAGUGGGCGUCCUCUGUGACGACUGUGAGGACGGAUACUGGAACCUGGACGGGCCGUCGGGAUGUCAGCCCUGCAGCUGUGACCCCGUGAACUCCUUCUCCAACAUCUGCCACAAGGUGACGGGACAAUGUCAGUGUCGUCCCGAGUUUGGAGGGAGACAAUGUGAUGAAUGUGGAGAAAAUCAUUUUGGGAAUCCAGACCUGCAGUGUAUCUCUUGUGACUGUAACCUGGAGGGAACCGAGCGUCCGUCAUGUGACCCUGAAACCGGCGAGUGUCUCUGUCGAACCGGCGUUUCUGGUAUCUUCUGUGACGAGUGUUCCCUCGGAUACAGCUCAGCGUUCCCGGCCUGCGAGGACUGCCACCCCUGCACCGCCGUCUGGGCUGAAAGUGUCACAGACGUCCAACGAGCCGCUCAGACGAUGAGAACCUUCAUCCCUCGCCACGGCGAUGACCUGCGGCCUGGUGUUGAUCGCUACCGGCAACGGCUGUCGCAGAUGCACUCGGAGUUGGAUGGCCUGACCAACCUCACGGGACGGUCCCUGUCGAAGUUGGACAAGGGGGAAAAACUUUGUGUCAGGAUUGGGAAGUUGAAAGAAGCCAUUGACCCAAACAUGAUCCUGAUCGAUCCGUCUCCUCUGCUCAACACUGAAAUUGACAACAUUCGUCUGGAGUUCAAGAAGCUUCUGGACAGUUUGAAGGAGAAAAUGAUCGAGGAUCCAUAUGAUGAAGAUGAUGAUGAAGAAGAAGAAAACAUGGAAGUUCCUCCUCUUCUUCUUGGAUCUGUUCAUCCUCUUCUUCUUGGAUUUGUUGUAGAGCUUCUGGACGAGAUCCAGAAGCUUCGUCAGAGCUUCCUGUCGGACGAGAACAAGGUGAAAACUUCCCACGAAGCUUUAGAGAACUCCAUGGACACCAGACAGGAAGUCAAACAGAAACUGAGCCUGUGCAGCAGCAGAGGAAACCUGGUUCCACUGGAGAAGAAGAUCAAAGAGCUGAGUGUGGUCGACCUCAACCGAAAGAUUUGUGGAGGACCAGGUCUGGACGACUGUUCAGGAUGUGGUGGAGCUCUGUGUGUUUUGCCUCCGGGACGAAGGAAAUGUGGAGGUCCAAACUGUGACGGAGUCGUUGGUGUUACUCAGAACGUUUCAGAAACAACAGAGAGAGCAAAGGACAAACUCGUCUCACUCCCGGCUCCACUGGAGGAGUCCAGGAACAAGAUCAAUAAUGCCAAACAGGUCGCUCAGGAUACCAAAGACCAGGCCAAAAACUCGGAAGACCGGAUCCACGACAGACUGGACUCCUUUGAGAGAGAGAAGAACCAAACCAAGGAGCUCAUCCGGCAAACCAAACACUACUUGAUGGAUGAGAUGGUUUCUCCUGAAGACAUUGAGAAAAUGGCCCGAGCUGUUCUGGACAUCCAGUUGCCACAAUCACCUGCUCAGAUCCGAUCAAUGAUCACUGAAAUCAAUAAUCUACUAUUCAACACUACACACCUCCAGCAUGACCUGAGGAACCUGGAGGAGCACACCAAGACUGCCCACGACCUGCUGCAAACAGCUCACAAACUAAGGGAUCAGACAAAGCAAACUGAUGUGACAGAGAUCAGAAGAGACAUUUAUGAUGCAGAGAAAGCUCAGGACAAAGCCAACAAUGACCUGGAAACAGCGAGCCGAGACAGGGACAUGACCAAAGACCAAAUCCAAGAUAUCAAAGACAAAGUGGACGAAUUAGAGACGAAGCUGAUGAAUCGUCGACCUGAAGGUCUGCAAAACGAAAUCGACGGUCUGAAGAAGAAAACUGAACAAAACGAAGAGAUGGCCAGACAGGCGGCGGAGACCGCUUCACACGCUACAGACACAGACAAGGAUCUGGACGAUGUGAUAAAGUUAUUUGAAGGUUUGAAUCAAAGAAACUCAAACCAGUUGGUUCAGAGCGAAGCCGGAGAACGACUGAAGAAAAUCGUGGAGGAGGCAGAGAACAUGAAGAGACAGGUGGAUGACAAACUCAGACAGAUACAAGGUGUGGAGGAGAAGAUUGAGCAGUUGAUCAGAAGUAAAGAAAGGAAAUCAUCUGAAGUCUCUGAUUUGUUGGAAACUGUCGAAUCACUUCAACAGGAAAUCUCUAAAAAGGCAGAAGUAUAUGCUCUCUGUACUUCAUAAAUACUACAGAGAGUACUGCUUACUAGAGUACAUCUUCUCGUUAAUACUACAGAGUAAUCUAUAUUGGACUACAUCUCCUCGUAAAUACUACAGAGUACUGCAUACUGGAGUAUAUCUCCUUGUUAAUACUACAGAGUACUGCAUACUGGAGUAUAUCUCCUUGUUAAUACUACAGAGUACUGCAUACUGGAGUACAUCUCUUCAUAAAUACUACAGAGUACUGCAUGUUGACACCAAUACAAUAAAAUCAGAUCGUGGUAAAUGUUGAAUUUGUCUUUUUUACCUUUUCAAUUUCUACAAAACGAAUGUCUGUCGUUCUGGGAUUGGUCCCCGACCCCGGUGGUGUCAGGAUCGGUUCACACCCCGGGUGAUGUUAGAAUUGUCAGGAUUGGUUCCCGCCCCUGGUGAUUUCAGGAUUGGUUCCCACCCCCGGUGAUGUCAGGAUUGUCAGGAUUGGUUCCCGCCCCCGGUGAUUUCAGGAUUGGUUCCCGCCCCCGAUGAUGUCAGGAUUGGUUCCCACCCCCGGUGAUGUCAGGAUUGUCAGGAUUCGUUCCCGCCCCCGGUGAUUUCAGGAUUGUCAGAAUUGGUUCAUGCCCCGGGUGAUGUCAGGAUUGUCAGGAUUGGUUCCUGCCCCCGGUGAUUUCAGGAUUGUCAGGAUUGGUUCAUGCCCCGGGUGAUGUCAGGAUUGUCAGGAUUGGUUCCUGCCCCCGUUGACUUCAGGUUUGGUUCUUUAAUCAAUUCGUAUCAGGACGAUAAUCUUGAAUAUUAUCAAGAGUAUUUCUGAAUCCAUGUCUUUGUUUGUUUCAGUUUAAUCUGACAGUAAUUGUUUUUUAUUAUUUAUCCACUUUAAAACAUUUCAGGCUUUAAUCAUUUAUCAAUAAAUCUGACAAGAACUUUUUUUUUUUAAAUAAAUGAAACAUUUACAAAACUGAAUGUGAAUAGUUAAAUACAUUAAAGACUUCAUAUUGCUAAAUGUUAUAUAGU
Scophthalmus maximus (turbot) is the source of this 6845-nucleotide messenger RNA. It is a transcript of the gene lamb4, whose product is annotated as laminin, beta 4. Gene Ontology annotation, biological process: substrate adhesion-dependent cell spreading; cell migration; basement membrane assembly. Lineage: Eukaryota; Metazoa; Chordata; Actinopteri; Pleuronectiformes; Scophthalmidae. The record is from RefSeq and is a predicted model, not a curated record. The transcript has 34 exons. Bases 198 to 5861 code for a protein of 1887 amino acids. Gene Ontology annotation, cellular component: laminin trimer.